CUGACUGCCUUGGCUCUCUCCACUCUCCGCUCCUCCGGACACAGCGCCGAGUAAAAAUGCUGCUCUCUGUGCCGCCAAGGACAGGAAUCAACCCUUACAACAGCUACAACGGCAAAAACACCAAGAAGGUAAAUAACGACACCACCGGCCACUUCUAUCGCGUCUUUCUCAAACAGACAUAUGUGUCCCCGUCCAAUCAUCAGAUGGCUCCCCCAAGCCCCAACAGCAACACCACCACAAUUAGCAAUGGCAGCAGCAACAGCAGCAGCGGGGGAGAGCAGCUGAGCAAAACCAACCUUUAUAUCCGUGGCCUCCACCCAGGAACCACAGACCAGGAUCUGGUCAAACUCUGUCAGCCGUAUGGGAAAAUUGUGUCCACGAAGGCCAUCUUGGACAAGACUACCAACAAAUGCAAAGGCUAUGGCUUUGUUGACUUUGAUAGCCCGGCCUCUGCUCAGAAGGCAGUGACGGCACUGAAGGCAGGCGGAGUGCAGGCUCAGAUGGCCAAGCAACAGGAACAAGACCCCACCAACCUGUACAUCUCUAACUUGCCGCUGUCAAUGGACGAGCAGGAGCUGGAGAACAUGCUGAAGCCCUUCAGUCAGGCCAUUUCCACACGCAUCCUCCGUGACGCCAAUGGAACCAGUCGAGGAGUGGGCUUUGCCAGGAUGGAGUCGACAGAAAAAUGUGAGGCCAUCAUCCAGCAUUUCAAUGGGAAAUAUAUCAAGACUCCACCUGGAGUUCAAGCACCGUCAGAACCCUUGCUGUGUAAAUUUGCUGAUGGCGGCCAGAAGAAGCGCCAGAGCCAGGGGAAAUAUCUGCAGAACGGUCGGCCCUGGACAAGAGAUGGCGAGACUGGAGGGAUGACCCUCACCUAUGACCCAACCACAGCCUUACAGAAUGGGUUUUACUCCUCCCCCUAUAGCAUUACCCCCAAUCGGAUGAUUGGACCAACCUCCCUUUCCCCAUAUAUGCAUCCACCUGUGUCCACCUAUCAGGUACACAACCCAUCCUGGCUACAUCACCAGUCAUACAUAAUGCCUCCCACAGGAGCUGUCCUGACACCUGGGAUGGACCACACCAUGUCCAUCCAGCCAGCAUCAAUGAUGGGGCCUCUAACACAGCAGCUCAGCCACCUCUCUAUGGGCAGCAGUGGUACAUAUAUGCCUGCAAACACAUCUAUGCAGGGGACCUACAUACCCCAGUACACCCAAGUGCCUGCCACCAACAUCUCAGUUGAGGAAAGUGCCGUCCAACAACCUGUUGCCAUAGAGACACCAACAGAACAUGCAACCUACUCGUACCAGCAUAACAAGUAAAGAGAUCUUCAUCUGGGGCCCGACUGACUCUUGAGGGGUCCCACGAGCUGAGAUUCCCUGUGUGAAGAACUAGACACUCCAGGAACACAAACUGUUCCACACAAAGGACAAAAACAAAGAUAUUUUCUAUGAACUCCGAUUUUAAAACAAACUCUUUUACUUCAGACAAGCAAAGCUGGAGGACAGCAGACGGUGGGGAAAUGGAAGAAUGGAACAAUGAGCAUCUAUUUUGAUAACGGUCAAGAAAAGUUCAAAAAGCUGUUAAACGUGUCGUGUAUGACCAUUGAUCAUAUUCUUUUUUUCUCUCUCUUCAAAACACUACUCCGGGGAGCAAGGAUGAAACCAGGAAAAGAACAUUUCAGCACCAUGUUUUAGGUCAUGUUCUGCUUUUGUAAGAUAUGCAGUUUUUGUUUUUUUACAUUUUUCUC
Molecule: messenger RNA, 1747 nt
Organism: Neolamprologus brichardi
Lineage: Eukaryota; Metazoa; Chordata; Actinopteri; Cichliformes; Cichlidae
Product: RNA-binding motif, single-stranded-interacting protein 2-like
Molecular function (GO): RNA binding
Source: RefSeq, a predicted model, not a curated record